CAGUGGCCACACCAGUUAGAGACAGAACCAAACAUUUGAAGAACAACAAAUAAUGUAGACAGAUAAGCAAACCAGCUGAACAGUGUUUGGAACACAAACCAACUAGUAAUGUGUGCAUUUAAAAUUGAAAGACUGAGAAAAUUGUUGUUCAGCAGCUAUGCGUCUGGUAGUUUUACAGUUCCUGGCAGGAUUUUUUGGAGCUCUAAGCUCAGUGUUCCUCUUGGGAUCUCUUGGGUCUGAUUACUGGCUUAUAGCAUCUGAAUCUUGUGGAGAUGCUGCUCUUUUCAAAUUAUGGAGAGUCACAAAGGAUAUCUCUCAAGCACAACCAGAAAGUAGCAAUCAGGCUGAAAACUCACUUCUGUUCUACCAUGAGGGUCUUUUUUGGAGAUGUUCCUACCAUAGGGAUUCAAGUGGACAGCAGGGCAGCAUACUGGCUUUUUCAAUAACCAAUCAACCUUGCCAGAAGGUCUGCGUGCCAGCCUACUUGUCUCAUGCUCCAGUUUCUGGACUUCCCAAUAGUGUUCUAACCUCAGACUCUGCCACAGUGCAAAGGGCCUUUUGGUGUGUUAUAUUUGUGCUGGGUGUCAUCUUGGUUGUGACUGGUGGGUUUGUCACAAUUUGUGCAACCCCAGGGACCAGUCAUCGCCUUUAUGAGACUGGAGGGGCUCUCUUUAUAACCGGGGGAAUCUUAAUCAUGUCUGUAGUGAUGCUGUUUGCUGUGUGGGUCCAGGUCUCAGACUCUUUAGAGCGGUAUGGCCUCCAGCGCAGACGCUUAGUAUGCAACAAUCUGCAGCUCAGUGUGCACUAUGGUCCGUCUUUUAUGCUGGCUCCCACUGCUGCCUUCCUCUGCCUGCUUACUGGCCUUUUUCUCCUGCUUAUUCCAUCAGUCAGCAAAGCAUCAGCCAGAGACACAGAGAAUCAGCUAUUCUCACUGCGAGAGGAAUGUGUGUAGAGUUAUGUAAUAUUUUCCUCAAGUAUUUUUUCUGAAUGUGUAGAGUUUUCUGCCCUCCAUAUACAACAAAAGGAGAAUUCAGAGGACAUUUUACAAUGAGAAUAUAAUUGAGAGUAAUCAAAAUUUUAUAACAUUUUCAUUGAAGCAAUAAUUAAAAGUAUCUGGGGGCCACAAGGGGGUGCUACAGGGUUUACAGAAAAGAUUUUGUAACUAUCCAUGAUAAUUUCAUCAGAUAUUUCAAAUAGCUUUUAAAGGUGGGAAUUUUUCACUUUUUUUGUUCUACUGACACCCACAGCUCUGAAAAGCUAUAGUUACCAUUCACUUUCACUGUAUCUAAAAGAGCAAAAUGUAAACCCCCAAAAUUUAGCUAAACUUCUAGUUUUGGGUAGAAGAAAAAAGUGGUAGAAGAAAAAACUGAAUUGUUAUUUGUAUAUUUAUUUAUAUUAUUACCAGAUGCACUAUUUCUUUAUGACUGUUAAAAGGCCAUAAUCAGAUCCAGGUGAACAUUUUUAUCAAGCACUAAAAUAGCAAAAACUGUAAAAACAGCCUAAACACACACACAUACAGUAUUUUUUUUUUUUUUAGUUUUGCAUGUAUUUACAUGUAUAUAUUU
This is a messenger RNA of Carassius auratus (goldfish), 1565 nucleotides long. It is a transcript of the gene tmem182b, whose product is annotated as transmembrane protein 182b. Gene Ontology annotation, cellular component: membrane. NCBI's taxonomy places the organism in Eukaryota, Metazoa, Chordata, Actinopteri, Cypriniformes, Cyprinidae. The record is from RefSeq and is a predicted model, not a curated record. The coding region runs from base 158 to 952 and encodes 264 amino acids. The transcript has 5 exons.